This is a messenger RNA of Labeo rohita (rohu), 2600 nucleotides long. It is a transcript of the gene cyp1a, whose product is annotated as cytochrome P450 1A1. Gene Ontology annotation, molecular function: oxidoreductase activity, acting on paired donors, with incorporation or reduction of molecular oxygen, reduced flavin or flavoprotein as one donor, and incorporation of one atom of oxygen; steroid 17-alpha-monooxygenase activity; iron ion binding. NCBI's taxonomy places the organism in Eukaryota, Metazoa, Chordata, Actinopteri, Cypriniformes, Cyprinidae. The transcript has 7 exons. The record is from RefSeq and is a predicted model, not a curated record. The coding region runs from base 197 to 1777 and encodes 526 amino acids. Gene Ontology annotation, biological process: hormone biosynthetic process; progesterone metabolic process.
UAUGACGAGCAACCAAUCGCGACGAGCUCUUCUCUAUAAAAGUUUUACCCGCUGGAAUACUGCAACACUCCUUCUGGAGAUAAUUGACUCUGGAUAGACAGAAUCAGCCGAGAAAAAGGGGAAAAAUUUGUCUGAUCACUCUGGGUAACCGGUUCAUUGUCUGAAAAAGAAGGAAACAGAAGAAAGGAAGAUAACCAUGGCUCUUACAAUUCUUCCCUUGUUGGGCCCAAUUUCUGUGUCUGAGAGCCUUGUGGCCAUCAUCACGAUAUGUGUGGUGUAUCUGCUCAUGCGCCUCAUGCGUACCAAGAUUCCAGAAGGGCUCCAGAAGCUGCCGGGACCGAAGCCUCUCCCCAUUAUCGGAAAUGUCCUGGAAGUGGGAAACAACCCACAUCUGAGCCUCACCGCCAUGAGCAAGUGCUACGGCCCCGUCUUCCAGAUCCAGAUCGGCAUGCGUCCCGUGGUGGUGCUCAGCGGCAACGACGUGAUCCGUCAGGCCCUCCUCAAGCAGGGCGACGAGUUCGCCGGACGUCCGGAUCUGCACAGCAGCAAGUUCAUCAGUGACGGGAAGAGCCUGGCCUUCAGCACGGACAAGGUGGGCGUCUGGCGUGCCCGUCGCAAGCUGGCCCUCAGCGCCCUGAGAACCUUUUCCACGGUGCAAGGAAAGAGCUCGGAGUAUUCAUGCGCCCUCGAGGAGCACAUCAGCAAGGAAGGUCUCUAUCUGAUCGAAAGGCUUCACAACGUCAUGAAGGCAGACGGGGGUUUCGAUCCUUUCCGCCACAUCGUGGUGUCCGUGGCCAACGUGAUCUGCGGGAUAUGCUUCGGUCGACGCUACAGCCACGACGACGACGAGUUGGUGAGUUUGGUGAACAUGAGCGACGAGUUCGGGAAGAUCGUGGGAAGCGGCAAUCCUGCCGAUUUUAUCCCUUUCCUGCGCAUCCUGCCCAGCACGACGAUGAAGAAGUUCGUGGACAUCAACGCUCGCUUCAGCAAUUUGAUGAAGAAGCUCGUCAAUGAACAUUACGACACCUUCAACAAGGAUAACAUCCGAGACAUUACCGAUUCUCUCAUCAACCUCUGCGAAGACCGGAAACUGGACGAGAACUCAAACAUCCAAGUGUCAGACGAGAAGGUUGUCGGAAUCGUCAACGACCUCUUCGGAGCAGGUUUCGACACUAUCAGUACGGCUCUGUCUUGGGCUGUCGUCUAUCUAGUGGCCUACCCUGAGAUCCAGGAACGACUGCAAAGAGAACUGGAGGAAAAGAUCGGAAUGGAGCGUACGCCACGUUUGUCGGACAGAACGGACUUGCCGCUUCUCGAGGCCUUCAUUCUGGAGAUCUUCCGACAUUCGUCCUUCCUUCCUUUCACCAUUCCUCACUGUACGUCCAAAGACACGUCGCUCAAUGGAUAUUUCAUUCCCAAAGACACCUGUGUGUUUGUAAACCAGUGGCAAGUCAACCGUGACCCAGAACUGUGGAAGGAUCCGUCGAGCUUCAACCCCGACCGGUUCCUCACGGCGGACGGGACAGAUCUGAACAAGACAGAAGGAGAGAAGGUGUUGACUUUCGGGCUCGGGAAACGCCGCUGCAUCGGGGAGUCCAUCGGACGUGCCGAGGUCUUCCUGUUCCUGGCCAUCCUUCUCCAGAGGUUAAAGUUCAGCGGGAUGCCAGGGGAAAUGCUGGAUAUGACGCCAGAGUACGGGCUGACCAUGAAGCACAAGCGCUGUCUGCUGCGUGCCACCCCGCAGCCUGGCUUCGAAUUCCCCAGCUCCGCGGCGUGAUCCGAACCAAAGGUCAACAGGGUUGACAUUUCACCUGAGAUUCUGGUUUGGGGCAAACCUCGCCGUCGGCUCGCAAUGCCAAAUAUUUGAAAGAUGUUUGACUGUGAUGCCGGUUAAAGCAUCCAGUGUGUUUUACUGCAGUUAUUUCAACCACGCUGGAUAACCCAGAGUCCGCAUGUGGCCUAAUCAUGUACAUACAUCUAUGUUUUCAUAGGCACAUGCACUUUUGCAUGGGUUCGUCCUUUCAAAAGUCGAAUGCUGAUAACAUAUUUGUGCUUCCAAAUAUAGUGCACAGAUAACACCGAGUGCCUGUCGCAGCUCAAGCCCUUAUGCUGCUUUUGUGCCAGUUCAUCAAACGAAUGCCUUCUUUUACCAUAAGCUUAAAAUGCAGAUUCUUCAAAUCUGCUGGACGACAUACACUGAAGCUAUUUUCUGUUCGAUUCCGAUCCCAAAAUGUGAUCCACUUGUAAAUAUCCAGCCACUUUUACCCAUUACAUAUUCCAUGUGCCUGAUCUCAUGUUUGUACAGACUGUUGAAGAAUUAUAUCUGCAUUUUUGUAUUUAUCAAGGUGCUUCUGCACACUCGAUAUCAUUCUAGAUCAAAUUUUCAUCGCUGAAUAUUUUUGUUGUUUAAUUGUCUGUAUUGCCUGAUACUCUUUGUGGCAGGUGCUUAGUGUUUUGUAUAAUGAAGGAAUUUAACGUUUGAAGUAGUAGAAUUGAUAAUUCCUGCAAAUGUGGUCUCACACCAGCUCUGCCAGCAGGGGCAUUGUUUUUGCGUAGCCUAUUUAUGAUUGCUAAAUGAAUAAAUAAACUUUCAUAGUAAA